This is a messenger RNA of Paramisgurnus dabryanus, 27700 nucleotides long. The record is from RefSeq and is a predicted model, not a curated record. Lineage: Eukaryota; Metazoa; Chordata; Actinopteri; Cypriniformes; Cobitidae.
GAGGUUAGAAGAAUCGGAUGUUUUUUUGCCAACAACGGUCUUCCCCACUGUGCCAAAUCUGGUGAAAACAUCAGAACCUAAUCCGGAUCAUCAAACCACCAUCUGUAGCACCUGGGGAAAUUUUCACUUCAGGACCUUUGAUGGUCAUUUCUAUCAGAUGGCUGACACAUGUAACCACAUUCUGGCUGGGAUGUGUGACACACAUGUCUCAGAUUUUAACAUCCAAAUGCAAAGAACGAUUGUGAAUGGCUCGGUUACUUUCACCUCAGUCAAAUUAGAGCUGGAGGGGACGUCCAUCAAAUUUAGUCAAGGCAAGAUCUUCAUGGACGACCAAGAGGUAUAUAUUCCCAUGAGUCAGAAUGGAAUUAAAAUCGAGGGAAGCUCUUCGAGUGUUAAGGUCUCCAAAUAUGGGGUGACUGUUUUUUGGGAGGAAGAAGAUCACUCUAUGGUGAUUGAACUCGCUGAGAAGUACCGAGGUCAGACAUGUGGACUCUGUGGAAACUUCAAUGGCAACACGACUGAUGACGUAAUUGUAACAGAUCCAGAGACGUGGAAGGUGUCCACAUCAGCUGAACCCUGUGAAAAAGUUCCACUUCCCCCCAGCGAUCAGUGUGAAAACCAGGUUGACAUUUGUAAGCAGUAUCUGGAGAGUUCAGGGUUUGAUGACUGUCGCCCUCUGAUGGACCUGAGUUCAUUUGAGAAAGUUUGCGCAGACGACCUUUGUCAAUGUCCUGGCAAUCAAGACUGUGUCUGCAACACGCUUACAGAAAUAUCACGACAGUGCACGCAUGCUGGUGGCAGGCCCGGAACGUGGAGAACAGACAAUCUAUGUCCAAAGACAUGUCCACUAAACAUGGUAUACAUGGAGUGUGCUGGCCCAUGCAAAAACACCUGCUCCGCCCCAAAUGGAACCCUGCUGUGUACAGAUCACUGUACAGAUGGCUGUUUCUGCCCUGAGGGCACUGUGGAAGACAACAUUGGUAACAGUGGUUGCGUUCCUUUAAACAAAUGUCCAUGUAUGCACGACGGCACAAUAUACCAGACUGGAGAGUCAUACGAGCAAGCGUGUAAAAAAUGCGAGUGUGCUGCUGGAUACUGGAGUUGCACGGAUCUGGACUGUCCUGGAAUCUGCUCUGUUGUGGGAGGCUCUCACAUCACCACCUAUGAUGGAAAAACUUACAGCUUUAAUGGCAACUGUGACUACAUCUUCACUAAGCACUCUAAUGAUAGCAGUAUCGCUGUUGUUGGAAAUCUGGACAAGUGUGAGCCGAGCCGAACAGACAUGUGUUUGAAUUCUGUUACUCUGGUCAUGUCAGAGACCAUAGUGACCACUGUACUUGUUUCGUCCAGUGGGACUGUCACGCUAAAUGGAAUCAGUCCAGAUAAGUUUCCAAUAAUCACAGAGCAACUGGUCCUCUUCCAACCCUCAUCAUCCUUCAUUAUCGCUGAAACAAAGAGUCUUAGUCUAAAGAUCCAAAUUUCUCCAAUCAUGCAGGUGUAUAUUGUAGCCAGCACCUCAGAGAAAGGCAAAUUGAGUGGUCUGUGUGGGAACUAUAACGGUGUCCAGAAAGAUGACUUUAAAACAGAUUCAGGCAUUAUAGAGGGAACACCAACAUCCUUUGUCAACUUUUGGAAAAAAAACCCAUACGGUUGUCCAGAUGUUGAAAACACAUUUGAUAACCCCUGCAGUCUGAGAGUGGAAACAGAAAAACUGGCAAAAGACUGGUGUUCCCGUCUGACGGAUCCAAAUGGAAUCUUCUCCUCGUGUCAUUCAGAAAUAACUCCUGACAUUUACUAUCAAAACUGCGUUUAUGACACCUGUAAGUGUGCUGAUAUUGAAAAGUGUAUGUGUGCUGCCCUCUCCGCCUAUGCCCAUGCAUGUGCCGCAAGAGGGAUUAUUCUUCACGGAUGGCUGGAUUCAUACCCCUGUGACGAAGUGUUCGAGUGUUCAGAAAAUAUGGAGUACUCCUACAAUGUGACCGGUUGUAGCAAAACCUGUCGUUCUAACUCUAAGACCGACUACAUCUGCAAAAUGUCUACACCUGUGGAAGGCUGUGUUUGUUCUGAAGGGACUUACCUAAACGAUGCAGGCGACUGUGUGAAUGCUGACCAGUGUCCUUGUUACUAUAACAACCUGCUCAUAGAGCCAUCAGGAUUAAUAAACAUUGAUGGUGCCAACUGCACCUGCACUCUCGGCAAAAUACACUGCUACAGUCCAGAAGACUGUGUGGCUCCAAUGGUCUAUGUCAAAUGUUCAAUUAAUGAACAUGGAAAAACAGGAACAGAGUGUCAAAGGACAUGCCAGAACCAAGAUCCAAAUAACUGCGUCAGCACAGGUUGUGUAUCAGGUUGUAUGUGCCCAGAUAACCUGCUAGCCGAUGGUCAAGGUGGCUGUGUAGAGAAGGAAAACUGUCCCUGUUUUCACAAUGGAUUAACUUAUUUACCUGGGGAUGAGAUUCAAGAUGAAUGCAACACCUGCAAAUGCACAAAAGGGAUGUGGAGUUGUACUGGUAAAGAUUGUUACGGCACCUGUACCAUCUAUGGUGAAGGACAUUAUAAGACUUUCGAUGGAAGAAAAUAUUUUUACCACGGAGCCUGUGAAUACAUCUUAGCACAAGAUUACUGCAACAUGGGGGAGAGUCAAUACUCAUUACGUAUUGUUACAGAGAACAUUCCCUGUGGCUCCACCGACUCCAUUUGCUCCAAAUCUAUCAAUGUUUUCUUUGGGAGAUUCAAGGUGGCUUUAUCUGAAGUGGAUGGAGUAAAAGUUGUUGAAACCAAUGGAACUGAUUACCAAUAUCAAAUCAAUUCUGUGGGGAUUUACAAAGUCAUUGAGAUCAAAAAGCUUUUAAACUUAAUUUGGGAUGGCAAAACAACCCUGACGCUCCAACUCCAUCCCAGCUUAAAGGGCAAAGUGUGUGGACUGUGUGGAAACUUUGACGGUAAUGCAAAUAACGACUUUGUAAAGCACGAUGGAGAAGUCGUCACUGAUGCGGUGGUGUUUGGGAAUAGCUGGAAAGUGAAACCAAGCUGCCCAGAAGUGGACAGUUUGAAAGACCCUUGUGAGAAAAACCCUCACCGGAGUGUCUGGGCUAUCAAACAAUGCAGCAUCAUUACAAGCAAUGUCUUUCAAGACUGCCAUGCACAUGUGGACUCUGCCCCAUACUAUGAUGCCUGUGUGAGGGACACCUGUGCAUGUGAUUCUGGUGGAGACUGUGAUUGUUUCUGUACAGCAGUGGCUGCUUAUGCGGCUGAAUGCCGAAAGAAAGAGGCUUGCAUUGCAUGGCGGACUCCACAUAUUUGUCCUUUAUUCUGUGACUACUAUAAUGGCCCAGUGGGAGACUGUGAGUGGCACUACAGAGCCUGUGGUUCAGCCUGCAUGAAAACAUGCAAAAACCCAGAAGGGACCUGUUCCAAUCAAAUUCCUCUACUAGAAGGUUGUUUUCCUCAGUGCCCUUCUGACAGGCCAUUUUUAAAGGAAGAAACUCAAAAAUGUGUCACAGAGAUAGAGUGUGCUCCUACGUGUGUAUAUGAUGGGAAGGAGUUCAUGAUUGGAGAAGAAGUGUACCACACCACAGAUGGAAAUGGCUUGUGUUUCAAAGCUGUGUGUGGAUCAAAUGCAACAAUAAUUAGAUAUAUGGAAACUUGUGUCACAACAGCUACACCAUUUACUUUCCAAAGUACAAAAACAUCAACAACACCAACAACCAGACAACCAUCGACAACAACACAACCAACAACAGCUACUAAAACCACUAGUUUGUCCGCAACAACAGGAACACCAACAACACAACCAACAACAGCUAAACAAACCACUGGUGCUUCAACAACUGCAGGACCAUCAACAGAAACAGCAGAAUCAACAACACAAGUAUCAACAACUUCUCAUACAACUGGUUUGUCCACAACUACAGGACCACCAACAACACAACAAACAACAGCUACACAAACCACUGGUGCUUCCACAACUGCAGGACCAUCAACAGAAACAGCAGAAUCAACAACACAAGUAUCAACAACUUUUCAUACAACUGGUUUGUCCACAACUACAGCACCACCAACAACACAACCAACAACAGCUACACAAACCACUGGUGCUUCCACAACUGCAGGACCAUCAACAGAAACAGCACAAUCAACAACACAAGUAUCAACAACUUCUCAUACCACUGGUUUGUCCACAACUACAGGACCAUCAACAGGAACAGCAGAAUCAACAACACAAGUAUCAACAACUUCUCAUACCACUGGUUUGUCCACAACUACAGGACCAUCAACAGGAACAGCAGAAUCAACAACACAAGUAUCAACAACUUCUCAUACAACUGGUUUGUCCACAACUACAGGACCACCAACAACACAACAAACAACAGCUACACAAACCACUGGUGCUUCCACAACUGCAGGACCAUCAACGGAAACAGCAGAAUCAACAACACAAGUAUCAACAACUUCUCAUACAACUGGUUUGUCCACAACUACAGCACCACCAACAACACAACCAACAACAGCUACACAAACCACUGGUGCUUCCACUACUGCAGGACCAUCAACAGAAACCGCACAAUCAACAACACAAGUAUCAACAACUUCUCAUACCACUGGUUUGUCCACAUCAACAGGAACAGCAGAAUCAACAACACAAGUAUCAACAACUUCUCAUACCACUGGUUUGUCCACAACUACAGGACCACCACCAACACAACCAACAACAGCUACACAAAUCACUGAUACGUCCACAACUGCAGGACCAUCAACAGGAACAGCACAAUCUACAACAAAAGUAUCAACAACUUCUCAUACCACUGGUUUGUCAACAACUACAGGACCACCAACAACACAACCAACAAAAGCUACACAAACGACUGGUGCAUCCACAACUGCAAGACCUUCAACAGGAAAAGCACAAUCAACAACACAAGUAUCAACAACUUCUCAUACCACUGGUUUGUCCACAACUACAAGACCACCAACAACACAACCAACAACAGCUACACAAACCACUAGUGCUUACACAACUGCAGGACCAUCAACAGUAACAGCACAAUCAUCAACACAAGUAUCAACAACUUCUCAUACCACUGGUUUGUCCACAACAACAGGAACACCAACAACACAACCAACAACAGCUACACAAACCACUGGUACGUCCACAACUGCAGGACCAUCCACAACUGCAGGACCAUCCACAACUGCAGGACCAUCCACAGGAAUAGUACAAUCAACAACACAAGUAUCAAGAACUUCUCAUGCCACUGGUUUGUCCACAACUACAGGACCACCACCAACAAAACCAACAACAGCUACACAAACCACUGGUGCGUCCACAACUGCAGGACCAUCAACAGGAACAUCACAAUUAACAACACGAGUAUCAACAACUUCUCAUACCACUGGUUUGUCCACAACAACAGGACCACCACCAACAACAGCUACACAAACCACUGGUGCGUCCACAACUGCAGGAACGUCAACGGGAACAGCACAAUCAACAACACAAGUAUCAACAACUUCUCAUACCACUGGUUUGUCCACAACAACAGGACCACCACCAACAAAACCAACAACAGCUACACAAACCACUGGUGCGUCCACAACUGCAGGACCAUCAACAGGAACAUCACAAUUAACAACACAAGUAUCAACAACUUCUCAUACCACUGUUUUGUCCACAAAAACAGGACCACCACCAACAAAACCAACAACAGCUACACAAACCACUGUUGCGUCCACAACUGCAGGACCAUCAACAGGAACAUCACAAUUAACAACACAAGUAUCAACAACUUCUCAUACCACUGGUUUGUCCACAACAACAGGACCACCACCAACAAAACCAACAACAGCUACACAAAUCACUGGUGUGUCCACAACUGUAGGACCAUCAACAGGAACACCACAAUCAACAACACGAGUAUCAACAACUUCUCAUACCACUGGUUUGUCCACAACAACAGGACCACCACCAACAAAACCAACAACAGCUACACAAACCACUGGUGCGUCCACAACUGCAGGAACGUCAACGGGAACAGCACAACCAACAACACAAGUAUCAACAACUUCUCAUACCACUGGUUUGUCCACAACAACAGGACCACCACCAACAAAACCAACAACAGCUACACAAACCACUGGUGCGUCCACAACUGCAGGACCAUCAACAGGAACAUCACAAUCAACAACACAAGUAUCAACAACUUCUCAUACCGCUGGUUUGUCCGCAACAACAGGACCAACACCAACAAAACCAACAACAGCUACACAAACCACUGGUGCGUCCACAACUGCAGGACCAUCAACAGGAACAUCACAAUUAACAACACGAGUAUCAACAACUUCUCAUACCACUGGUUUGUCCACAACAACAGGACCACCACCACCAACAACAGCUCCACAAACCACUGGUGCGUCCACAACUGCAGGAACGUCAACGGGAACACCACAAUCAACAACACAAGUAUCAACAACUUCUUAUACCACUGGUUUGUCCACAACAACAGGACCACCACCAACAAAACCAACAACAGCUACACAAACCACUGGUGCGUCCACAACUGCAGGACCAUCUACAGGAACUCCACAAUCAACAACACGAGUAUCAACAACUUCUUAUACCACUGGUUUGUCCACAACAACAGGACCACCACCAACAAAACCAACAACAGCUACACAAACCACUGGUGCGUCCACAACUGCAGGACCAUCAACAGGAACAUCACAAUUAACAACACAAGUAUCAACAACUUUUCAUACCACUGGUUUGUCCACAACAACAGGACCACCACCAACAAAACCAACAACAGCUACACAAACCACUGUUGCGUCCACAACUGUAGGACCAUCAACAGGAACACCACAAUCAACAACACGAGUAUCAACAACUUCUCAUACCACUGGUUUGUCCACAACUACAGGACCACCACCAACAAAACCAACAACAGCUACACAAACCACUGGUGCGUCCACAACUGCAGGACCAUCAACAGGAACAUCACAAUUAACAACACAAGUAUCAACAACUUCUCAUACCACUGGUUUGUCCACAACAACAGGACCACCAACAACACAACCAACAACAGCUACACAAACCACUGGUGCGUCCACAACUGCAGGAACGUCAACGGGAACAGCACAAUCAACAACACAAGUAUCAACAACUUCUCAUACCACUGGUUUGUCCACAAUAACAGGACCACCAACAACACAACCAACAACAGCUACACAAACCACUGGUGCGUCCACAACUGCAGGACCAUCAACAGGAACACCACAAUCAACAACACAAGUAUCAACAACUUCUCUUACCACUGGUUUGUCCACAACAACAGGACCACCACCAACAAAACCAACAACAGCUACACAAACCACUGGUGCGUCCACAACUGCAGGAACGUCAACGGGAACACCACAAUCAACAACACAAGUAUCAACAACUUCUCAUACCACUGGUUUGUCCACAACAACAGGACCACCACCAACAAAACCAACAACAGCUACACAAACCACUGGUGCGUCCACAACUGCAGGACCAUCAACAGGAACAUCACAAUCAACAACACAAGUAUCAACAACUUCUCAUACCACUGGUUUGUCCACAACAACAGGACCACCACCAACAAAACCAACAACAGCUACACAAACCACUGGUGCGUCCACAACUGCAGGACCAUCAACAGGAACAUCACAAUUAACUACACAAGUAUCAACAACUUCUCAUACCACUGUUUUGUCCACAACAACAGGACCACCACCAACAAAACCAACAACAGCUACACAAACCACUGGUGCGUCCACAACUGCAGGAACGUCAACGGGAACAACACAAUCAACAACACAAGUAUCAACAACUUCUCAUACCACUGGUUUGUCCACAACAACAGGACCACCACCAACAAAACCAACAACAGCUACACAAACCACUGGUGCGUCCACAACUGCAGGACCAUCAACAGGAACAUCACAAUCAACAACACAAGUAUCAACAACUUCUCAUACCGCUGGUUUGUCCGCAACAACAGGACCAACACCAACAAAACCAACAACAGCUACACAAACCACUGGUGCGUCCACAACUGCAGGACCAUCAACAGGAACAUCACAAUUAACAACACGAGUAUCAACAACUUCUCAUACCACUGGUUUGUCCACAACAACAGGACCACCACCACCAACAACAGCUACACAAACCACUGGUGCGUCCACAACUGCAGGAACGUCAACGGGAACACCACAAUCAACAACACAAGUAUCAACAACUUCUCAUACCACUGGUUUGUCCACAACAACAGGACCACCACCAACAAAACCAACAACAGCUACACAAACCACUGGUGCGUCCACAACUGCAGGACCAUCAACAGGAACACCACAAUCAACAACACAAGUAUCAACAACUUCUCAUACCACUGGUUUGUCCACAACAACAGGACCGCCACCAACAAAACCAACAACAGCUACACAAACCACUGGUGUGUCCACAACUGUAGGACCAUCAACAGGAACACCACAAUCAACAACACGAGUAUCAACAACUUCUCAUACCACUGGUUUGUCCACAACAACAGGACCACCACCCACAAAACCAACAACAGCUACACACACCACUGGUGUGUCCACAACUGUAGGACCAUCAACAGGAACACCACAAUCAACAACACGAGUAUCAACAACUUCUCAUACCACUGGUUUGUCCACAACUACAGGACCACCACCAACAAAACCAACAACAGCAACACAAACCACUGGUGCGUCCACAACUGCAGGACCAUCAACAGGAACAUCACAAUUAACAACACGAGUAUCAACAACUUCUCAUACCACUGGUUUGUCCACAACAACAGGACCACCACCAACAAAACCAACAACAGCUACACAAAUCACUGGUGUGUCCACAACUGUAGGACCAUCAACAGGAACACCACAAUCAACAACACGAGUAUCAACAACUUCUCAUACCACUGGUUUGUCCACAACAACAGGACCACCACCAACAAAACCAACAACAGCUACACAAACCACUGGUGCGUCCACAACUGCAGGAACGUCAACGGGAACAGCACAACCAACAACACAAGUAUCAACAACUUCUCAUACCACUGGUUUGUCCACAACAACAGGACCACCACCAACAAAACCAACAACAGCUACACAAACCACUGGUGCGUCCACAACUGCAGGACCAUCAACAGGAACAUCACAAUCAACAACACAAGUAUCAACAACUUCUCAUACCGCUGGUUUGUCCGCAACAACAGGACCAACACCAACAAAACCAACAACAGCUACACAAACCACUGGUGCGUCCACAACUGCAGGACCAUCAACAGGAACAUCACAAUUAACAACACGAGUAUCAACAACUUCUCAUACCACUGGUUUGUCCACAACAACAGGACCACCACCAACAACAGCUACACAAACCACUGGUGCGUCCACAACUGUAGGACCAUCAACAGGAACAUCACAAUUAACAACACAAGUAUCAACAACUUCUCAUACCACUGGUUUGUCCACAACAACAGGACCACCACCAACAAAACCAACAACAGCUACACAAACCACUGGUGCGUCCACAACUGUAGGACCAUCAACAGGAACACCACAAUCAACAACACGAGUAUCAACAACUUCUCAUACCACUGGUUUGUCCACAACUACAGGACCACCACCAACAAAACCAACAACAGCUACACAAACCACUGGUGCGUCCACAACUGCAGGACCAUCAACAGGAACAUCACAAUUAACAACACAAGUAUCAACAACUUCUCAUACCACUGGUUUGUCCACAACAACAGGACCACCAACAACACAACCACCAACAACAGCUACACAAACCACUGGUGCGUCCACAACUGCAGGAACGUCAACGGGAACAGCACAAUCAACAACACAAGUAUCAACAACUUCUCAUACCACUGGUUUGUCCACAAUAACAGGACCACCAACAACACAACCAACAACAGCUACACAAACCACUGGUGCGUCCACAACUGCAGGACCAUCAACAGGAACACCACAAUCAACAACACAAGUAUCAACAACUUCUCUUACCACUGGUUUGUCCACAACAACAGGACCACCACCAACAAAACCAACAACAGCUACACAAACCACUGGUGUGUCCACAACUGCAGGAACGUCAACGGGAACACCACAAUCAACAACACAAGUAUCAACAACUUCUCAUACCACUGGUUUGUCCACAACAACAGGACCACCACCAACAAAACCAACAACAGCUACACAAACCACUGGUGCGUCCACAACUGCAGGACCAUCAACAGGAACAUCACAAUCAACAACACAAGUAUCAACAACUUCUCAUACCACUGGUUUGUCCACAACAACAGGACCACCACCAACAAAACCAACAACAGCUACACAAACCGCUGGUGCGUCCACAACUGCAGGACCAUCAACAGGAACAUCACAAUUAACUACACAAGUAUCAACAACUUCUCAUACCACUGGUUUGUCCACAACAACAGGACCACCACCAACAAAACCAACAACAGCUACACAAACCACUGGUGCGUCCACAACUGCAGGACCAUCAACAGGAACAUCACAAUCAACAACACAAGUAUCAACAACUUCUCAUACCGCUGGUUUGUCCGCAACAACAGGACCAACACCAACAAAACCAACAACAGCUACACAAACCACUGGUGCGUCCACAACUGCAGGACCAUCAACAGGAACAUCACAAUUAACAACACGAGUAUCAACAACUUCUCAUACCACUGGUUUGUCCACAACAACAGGACCACCACCACCAACAACAGCUACACAAACCACUGGUGCGUCCACAACUGCAGAAACGUCAACGGGAACACCACAAUCAACAACACAAGUAUCAACAACUUCUCAUACCACUGGUUUGUCCACAACAACAGGACCACCACCAACAAAACCAACAACAGCUACACAAACCACUGGUGCGUCCACAACUGCAGGACCAUCAACAGGAACACCACAAUCAACAACACAAGUAUCAACAACUUCUCAUACCACUGGUUUGUCCACAACAACAGGACCACCACCAACAAAACCAACAACAGCUACACAAACCACUGGUGUGUCCACAACUGUAGGACCAUCAACAGGAACACCACAAUCAACAACACGAGUAUCAACAACUUCUCAUACCACUGGUUUGUCCACAACAACAGGACCACCACCCACAAAACCAACAACAGCUACACAAACCACUGGUGUGUCCACAACUGUAGGACCAUCAACAGGAACACCACAAUCAACAACACGAGUAUCAACAACUUCUCAUACCACUGGUUUGUCCACAACUACAGGACCACCACCAACAAAACCAACAACAGCAACACAAACCACUGGUGCGUCCACAACUGCAGGACCAUCAACAGGAACAUCACAAUUAACAACACGAGUAUCAACAACUUCUCAUACCACUGGUUUGUCCACAACAACAGGACCACCAACAACACAACCAACAACAGCUACACAAACCACUGGUGCGUCCACAACUGCAGGAACGUCAACGGGAACACCACAAUCAACAACACAAGUAUCAACAACUUCUCAUACCACUGGUUUGUCCACAACAACAGGACCACCACCAACAAAACCAACAACAGCUACACAAACCACUGGUGCGUCUACAACUGCAGGACCAUCAACAGGAACACCACAAUCAACAACACAAGUAUCAACAACUUCUCAUACCACUGGUUUGUCCACAACAACAGGACCACCACCAACAAAACCAACAACAGCUACACAAACCACUGGUGCGUCCACAACUGCAGGAACGUCAACGGGAACACCACAAUCAACAACACAAGUAUCAACAACUUCUCAUACCACUGGUUUGUCCACAACAACAGGACCACCACCAACAAAACCAACAACAGCUACACAAACCACUGGUGCGUCCACAACUGCAGGACCAUCAACAGGAACACCACAAUCAACAACACGAGUAUCAACAACUUCUCAUACCACUGGUUUGUCCACAACAACAGGACCACCACCAACAAAACCAACAACAGCUACACAAACCACUGGUGUGUCCACAACUGUAGGACCAUCAACAGGAACACCACAAUCAACAACACGAGUAUCAACAACUUCUCAUACCACUGGUUUGUCCACAACAACAGGACCACCACCCACAAAACCAACAACAGCUACACAAACCACUGGUGUGUCCACAACUGUAGGACCAUCAACAGGAACACCACAAUCAACAACACGAGUAUCAACAACUUCUCAUACCACUGGUUUGUCCACAACAACAGGACCACCAACAACACAACCAACAACAGCUACACAAACCACUGGUGCGUCCACAACUGCAGGACCAUCAACAGGAACAUCACAAUCAACAACACAAGUAUCAACAACUUCUCAUACCACUGGUUUGUCCACAACAACAGGACCACCACCAACAAAACCAACAACAGCUACACAAACCACUGGUGCGUCCACAACUGCAGGACCAUCAACAGGAACAUCACAAUUAUCAACACAAGUAUCAACAACUUCUCAUACCACUGGUUUGUCCACAACAACAGGACCACCAACAACACAACCAACAACAGCUACACAAACCACUGGUGCGUCCACAACUGCAGGACCAUCAACAGGAACACCACAAUCAACAACACAAGUAUCAACAACUUCUCAUACCACUGGUUUGUCUACAACAACAGGACCACCACCAACAAAACCAACAACAGCUACACAAACCACUGGUGCGUCCACAACUGCAGGAACGUCAACGGGAACAGCACAAGCAACAACACAAGUAUCAACAACUUCUCAUACCACUGUUUUGUCCACAACAACAGGACCACCAACAACACAACCAACAUCAGCUACACAAACCACUGGUGCGUCCACAACUGCAGGACCAUCAACAGGAACACCACAAUCAACAACACGAGUAUCAACAACUUCUCAUACCACUGGUUUGUCCACAACAACAGGACCACCACCAACAAAACCAACAACAGCUACACAAACCACUGGUGUGUCCACAACUGUAGGACCAUCAACAGGAACACCACAAUCAACAACACGAGUAUCAACAACUUCUCAUACCACUGGUUUGUCCACAACAACAGGACCACCACCAACAAAACCAACAACAGCCACACAAACCACUGGUGUGUCCACAACUGCAGGAAAGUCAACGGGAACACCACAAUCAACAACACAAGUAUCAACAACUUCUCAUACCACUGGUUUGUCCACAACAACAGGACCACCACCAACAAAACCAACAACAGCGACACAAACCACUGGUGCGUCCACAACUGCAGGAACAUCAACAGGAACACCACAAUCAACAACACGAGUAUCAACAACUUCUCAUACCACUGGUUUGUCCACAACAACAGGACCACCACCAACAAAACCAACAACAGCUACACAAACCACUGGUGUGUCCACAACUGUAGGACCAUCAACAGGAACACCACAAUCAACAACACGAGUAUCAACAACUUCUCAUACCACUGGUUUGUCCACAACUACAGGACCACCACCAACAAACCCAACAACAGCUACACAAACCACUGGUGCAUCCACAACUGCAGGAACGUCAAUGGGAACAGCACAAUCAACAACACAAGUAUCAACAACUUCUCAUACCACUGGUUUGUCCACAACAACAGGACCACCACCAACAAAACCAACAACAGCUACACAAACCACUGGUGUGUCCACAACUGCAGGACCAUCAACAGGAACACCACAAUCAACAACACAAGUAUCAACAACUUCUCAUACCACUGGUUUGUCCACAACAACAGGACCACCACCAACAAAACCAACAACAGCUACACAAACCACUGGUGCGUCCACAACUGCAGGACCAUCAACAGGAACACCACAAUCAACAACACAAGUAUCAACAACUUCUCAUACCACUGGUUUGUCCACAACAACAGGACCACCACCAACAAAACCAACAACAGCUACACAAACCACUGGUGCGUCCACAACUGCAGGAACGUCAACGGGAACACCACAAUCAACAACACAAGUAUCAACAACUUCUCAUACCACUGGUUUGUCCACAACAACAGGACCACCACCAACAAAACCAACAACAGCUACACAAACCACUGGUGCGUCCACAACUGCAGGACCAUCAACAGGAACACCACAAUCAACAACACGAGUAUCAACAACUUCUCAUACCACUGGUUUGUCCACAACAACAGGACCACCACCAACAAAACCAACAACAGCUACACAAACCACUGGUGUGUCCACAACUGUAGGACCAUCAACAGGAACACCACAAUCAACAACACGAGUAUCAACAACUUCUCAUACCACUGGUUUGUCCACAACUACAGGACCACCACCAACAAACCCAACAACAGCUACACAAACCACUGGUGCAUCCACAACUGCAGGAACGUCAACGGGAACACCACAAUCAACAACACAAGUAUCAACAACUUCUCAUACCACUGGUUUGUCCACAACAACAGGACCACCACCAACAAAACCAACAACAGCUACACAAACCACUGGUGCAUCCACAACUGCAGGAACGUCAACGGGAACAGCACAAUCAACAACACAAGUAUCAACAACUUCUCAUACCACUGGUUUGUCCACAACAACAGGACCACCAACAACACAACCAACAACAGCUACACAAACCACUGGUGCGUCCACAACUGCAGGACCAUCAACAGGAACACCACAAUCAACAACACAAGUAUCAACAACUUCUCAUACCACUGGUUUGUCCACAACAACAGGACCACCACCAACAAAACCAACAACAGCUACACAAACCAGUGGUGCGUCCACAACUGCAGGAACGUCAACGGGAACACCACAAUCAACAACACAAGUAUCAACAACUUCUCAUACCACUGGUUUGUCCACAACAACAGGACCACCACCAACAAAACCAACAACAGCUACACAAACCACUGGUGCGUCCACAACUGUAGGACCAUCAACAGGAACACCACAAUCAACAACACGAGUAUCAACAACUUCUCAUACCACUGGUUUGUCCACAACAACAGGACCACCACCAACAAAACCAACAACAGCUACACAAACCACUGGUGCGUCCACAACUGCAGGAACGUCAACGGGAACACCACAAUCAACAACACAAGUAUCAACAACUUCUCAUACCACUGGUUUGUCCACAACAACAGGACCACCACCAACAAAACCAACAACAGCUACACAAACCACUGGUGCGUCCACAACUGCAGGACCAUCAACAGGAACAUCACAAUCAACAACACAAGUAUCAACAACUUCUCAUACCACUGGUUUGUCCACAACAACAGGACCACCACCAACAAAACCAACAACAGCUACACAAACCACUGGUGCGUCCACAACUGCAGGACCAUCAACAGGAACAUCACAAUUAACUACACAAGUAUCAACAACUUCUCAUACCACUGGUUUGUCCACAACAACAGGACCACCACCAACAAAACCAACAACAGCUACACAAACCACUGGUGCGUCCACAACUGCAGGACCAUCAACAGGAACAUCACAAUCAACAACACAAGUAUCAACAACUUCUCAUACCGCUGGUUUGUCCGCAACAACAGGACCAACACCAACAAAACCAACAACAGCUACACAAACCACUGGUGCGUCCACAACUGCAGGACCAUCAACAGGAACAUCACAAUUAACAACACGAGUAUCAACAACUUCUCAUACCACUGGUUUGUCCACAACAACAGGACCACCACCACCAACAACAGCUACACAAACCACUGGUGCGUCCACAACUGCAGAAACGUCAACGGGAACACCACAAUCAACAACACAAGUAUCAACAACUUCUCAUACCACUGGUUUGUCCACAACAACAGGACCACCACCAACAAAACCAACAACAGCUACACAAACCACUGGUGCGUCCACAACUGCAGGACCAUCAACAGGAACACCACAAUCAACAACACAAGUAUCAACAACUUCUCAUACCACUGGUUUGUCCACAACAACAGGACCACCACCAACAAAACCAACAACAGCUACACAAACCACUGGUGUGUCCACAACUGUAGGACCAUCAACAGGAACACCACAAUCAACAACACGAGUAUCAACAACUUCUCAUACCACUGGUUUGUCCACAACAACAGGACCACCACCCACAAAACCAACAACAGCUACACAAACCACUGGUGUGUCCACAACUGUAGGACCAUCAACAGGAACACCACAAUCAACAACACGAGUAUCAACAACUUCUCAUACCACUGGUUUGUCCACAACUACAGGACCACCACCAACAAAACCAACAACAGCAACACAAACCACUGGUGCGUCCACAACUGCAGGACCAUCAACAGGAACAUCACAAUUAACAACACGAGUAUCAACAACUUCUCAUACCACUGGUUUGUCCACAACAACAGGACCACCAACAACACAACCAACAACAGCUACACAAACCACUGGUGCGUCCACAACUGCAGGAACGUCAACGGGAACACCACAAUCAACAACACAAGUAUCAACAACUUCUCAUACCACUGGUUUGUCCACAACAACAGGACCACCACCAACAAAACCAACAACAGCUACACAAACCACUGGUGCGUCUACAACUGCAGGACCAUCAACAGGAACACCACAAUCAACAACACAAGUAUCAACAACUUCUCAUACCACUGGUUUGUCCACAACAACAGGACCACCACCAACAAAACCAACAACAGCUACACAAACCACUGGUGCGUCCACAACUGCAGGAACGUCAACGGGAACACCACAAUCAACAACACAAGUAUCAACAACUUCUCAUACCACUGGUUUGUCCACAACAACAGGACCACCACCAACAAAACCAACAACAGCUACACAAACCACUGGUGCGUCCACAACUGCAGGACCAUCAACAGGAACACCACAAUCAACAACACGAGUAUCAACAACUUCUCAUACCACUGGUUUGUCCACAACAACAGGACCACCACCAACAAAACCAACAACAGCUACACAAACCACUGGUGUGUCCACAACUGUAGGACCAUCAACAGGAACACCACAAUCAACAACACGAGUAUCAACAACUUCUCAUACCACUGGUUUGUCCACAACAACAGGACCACCACCCACAAAACCAACAACAGCUACACAAACCACUGGUGUGUCCACAACUGUAGGACCAUCAACAGGAACACCACAAUCAACAACACGAGUAUCAACAACUUCUCAUACCACUGGUUUGUCCACAACAACAGGACCACCAACAACACAACCAACAACAGCUACACAAACCACUGGUGCGUCCACAACUGCAGGACCAUCAACAGGAACAUCACAAUCAACAACACAAGUAUCAACAACUUCUCAUACCACUGGUUUGUCCACAACAACAGGACCACCACCAACAAAACCAACAACAGCUACACAAACCACUGGUGCGUCCACAACUGCAGGACCAUCAACAGGAACAUCACAAUUAUCAACACAAGUAUCAACAACUUCUCAUACCACUGGUUUGUCCACAACAACAGGACCACCAACAACACAACCAACAACAGCUACACAAACCACUGGUGCGUCCACAACUGCAGGACCAUCAACAGGAACACCACAAUCAACAACACGAGUAUCAACAACUUCUCAUACCACUGGUUUGUCCACAACAACAGGACCACCACCAACAAAACCAACAACAGCUACACAAACCACUGGUGUGUCCACAACUGUAGGACCAUCAACAGGAACACCACAAUCAACAACACGAGUAUCAACAACUUCUCAUACCACUGGUUUGUCCACAACAACAGGACCACCACCAACAAAACCAACAACAGCCACACAAACCACUGGUGUGUCCACAACUGCAGGAAAGUCAACGGGAACACCACAAUCAACAACACAAGUAUCAACAACUUCUCAUACCACUGGUUUGUCCACAACAACAGGACCACCACCAACAAAACCAACAACAGCGACACAAACCACUGGUGCGUCCACAACUGCAGGAACAUCAACAGGAACACCACAAUCAACAACACGAGUAUCAACAACUUCUCAUACCACUGGUUUGUCCACAACAACAGGACCACCACCAACAAAACCAACAACAGCUACACAAACCACUGGUGUGUCCACAACUGUAGGACCAUCAACAGGAACACCACAAUCAACAACACGAGUAUCAACAACUUCUCAUACCACUGGUUUGUCCACAACAACAGGACCACCACCAACAAAACCAACAACAGCUACACAAACCACUGGUGCGUCCACAACUGCAGGACCAUCAACAGGAACACCACAAUCAACAACACGAGUAUCAACAACUUCUCAUACCACUGGUUUGUCCACAACAACAGGACCACCACCAACAAAACCAACAACAGCUACACAAACCACUGGUGUGUCCACAACUGUAGGACCAUCAACAGGAACACCACAAUCAACAACACGAGUAUCAACAACUUCUCAUACCACUGGUUUGUCCACAACUACAGGACCACCACCAACAAACCCAACAACAGCUACACAAACCACUGGUGCAUCCACAACUGCAGGAACGUCAACGGGAACACCACAAUCAACAACACAAGUAUCAACAACUUCUCAUACCACUGGUUUGUCCACAACAACAGGACCACCACCAACAAAACCAACAACAGCUACACAAACCACUGGUGCAUCCACAACUGCAGGAACGUCAACGGGAACAGCACAAUCAACAACACAAGUAUCAACAACUUCUCAUACCACUGGUUUGUCCACAACAACAGGACCACCAACAACACAACCAACAACAGCUACACAAACCACUGGUGCGUCUACAACUGCAGGACCAUCAACAGGAACACCACAAUCAACAACACAAGUAUCAACAACUUCUCAUACCACUGGUUUGUCCACAACAACAGGACCACCACCAACAAAACCAACAACAGCUACACAAACCACUGGUGCGUCCACAACUGCAGGAACGUCAACGGGAACACCACAAUCAACAACACAAGUAUCAACAACUUCUCAUACCACUGGUUUGUCCACAACAACAGGACCACCACCAACAAAACCAACAACAGCUACACAAACCACUGGUGCGUCCACAACUGCAGGACCAUCAACAGGAACACCACAAUCAACAACACGAGUAUCAACAACUUCUCAUACCACUGGUUUGUCCACAACAACAGGACCACCACCAACAAAACCAACAACAGCUACACAAACCACUGGUGUGUCCACAACUGUAGGACCAUCAACAGGAACACCACAAUCAACAACACGAGUAUCAACAACUUCUCAUACCACUGGUUUGUCCACAACAACAGGACCACCACCCACAAAACCAACAACAGCUACACAAACCACUGGUGUGUCCACAACUGUAGGACCAUCAACAGGAACACCACAAUCAACAACACGAGUAUCAACAACUUCUCAUACCACUGGUUUGUCCACAACAACAGGACCACCAACAACACAACCAACAACAGCUACACAAACCACUGGUGCGUCCACAACUGCAGGACCAUCAACAGGAACAUCACAAUCAACAACACAAGUAUCAACAACUUCUCAUACCACUGGUUUGUCCACAACAACAGGACCACCACCAACAAAACCAACAACAGCUACACAAACCACUGGUGCGUCCACAACUGCAGGACCAUCAACAGGAACAUCACAAUUAUCAACACAAGUAUCAACAACUUCUCAUACCACUGGUUUGUCCACAACAACAGGACCACCAACAACACAACCAACAACAGCUACACAAACCACUGGUGCGUCCACAACUGCAGGACCAUCAACAGGAACACCACAAUCAACAACACGAGUAUCAACAACUUCUCAUACCACUGGUUUGUCCACAACAACAGGACCACCACCAACAAAACCAACAACAGCUACACAAACCACUGGUGUGUCCACAACUGUAGGACCAUCAACAGGAACACCACAAUCAACAACACGAGUAUCAACAACUUCUCAUACCACUGGUUUGUCCACAACAACAGGACCACCACCAACAAAACCAACAACAGCCACACAAACCACUGGUGUGUCCACAACUGCAGGAAAGUCAACGGGAACACCACAAUCAACAACACAAGUAUCAACAACUUCUCAUACCACUGGUUUGUCCACAACAACAGGACCACCACCAACAAAACCAACAACAGCGACACAAACCACUGGUGCGUCCACAACUGCAGGAACAUCAACAGGAACACCACAAUCAACAACACGAGUAUCAACAACUUCUCAUACCACUGGUUUGUCCACAACAACAGGACCACCACCAACAAAACCAACAACAGCUACACAAACCACUGGUGUGUCCACAACUGUAGGACCAUCAACAGGAACACCACAAUCAACAACACGAGUAUCAACAACUUCUCAUACCACUGGUUUGUCCACAACAACAGGACCACCACCAACAAAACCAACAACAGCUACACAAACCACUGGUGCGUCCACAACUGCAGGACCAUCAACAGGAACACCACAAUCAACAACACGAGUAUCAACAACUUCUCAUACCACUGGUUUGUCCACAACAACAGGACCACCACCAACAAAACCAACAACAGCUACACAAACCACUGGUGUGUCCACAACUGUAGGACCAUCAACAGGAACACCACAAUCAACAACACGAGUAUCAACAACUUCUCAUACCACUGGUUUGUCCACAACUACAGGACCACCACCAACAAACCCAACAACAGCUACACAAACCACUGGUGCAUCCACAACUGCAGGAACGUCAACGGGAACACCACAAUCAACAACACAAGUAUCAACAACUUCUCAUACCACUGGUUUGUCCACAACAACAGGACCACCACCAACAAAACCAACAACAGCUACACAAACCACUGGUGCAUCCACAACUGCAGGAACGUCAACGGGAACAGCACAAUCAACAACACAAGUAUCAACAACUUCUCAUACCACUGGUUUGUCCACAACAACAGGACCACCAACAACACAACCAACAACAGCUACACAAACCACUGGUGCGUCCACAACUGCAGGACCAUCAACAGGAACACCACAAUCAACAACACAAGUAUCAACAACUUCUCAUACCACUGGUUUGUCCACAACAACAGGACCACCACCAACAAAACCAACAACAGCUACACAAACCACUGGUGCGUCCACAACUGCAGGAACGUCAACGGGAACACCACAAUCAACAACACAAGUAUCAACAACUUCUCAUACCACUGGUUUGUCCACAACAACAGGACCACCACCAACAAAACCAACAACAGCUACACAAACCACUGGUGCGUCCACAACUGUAGGACCAUCAACAGGAACACCACAAUCAACAACACGAGUAUCAACAACUUCUCAUACCACUGGUUUGUCCACAACAACAGGACCAACACCAACAAAACCAACAACAGCUACACAAACCACUGGUGUGUCCACAACUGUAGGACCAUCAACAGGAACACCACAAUCAACAACACGAGUAUCAACAACUUCUCAUACCACUGGUUUGUCCACAACUACAGGACCACCACCAACAAAACCAACAACAGCUACACAAACCACUGGUGCGUCCACAACUGCAGGAACGUCAACGGGAACAGCACAAUCAACAGCACAAGUAUCAACAACUUCUCAUACCACUGGUUUGUCCACAACAACAGGACCACCACCAACACAACCAACAACAGCUACACAAACCACUGGUGCGUCCACAACUGCAGGACCAUCAACAAGAACACCACAAUCAACAACACAAGUAUCAACAACUUCUCAUACCACUGGUUUGUCCACAACAACAGGACCACCACCAACAAAACCAACAACAGCUACACAAACCACUGGUGCGUCCACAACUGCAGGAACGUCAACGGGAACACCACAAUCAACAACACAAGUAUCAACAACUUCUCAUACCACUGGUUUGUCCACAACAACAGGACCACCACCAACAAAACCAACAACAGCUACACAAACCACUGGUGCGUCCACAACUGUAGGACCAUCAACAGGAACACCACAAUCAACAACACGAGUAUCAACAACUUCUCAUACCACUGGUUUGUCCACAACAACAGGACCACCACCAACAAAACCAACAACAGCUACACAAACCACUGGUGUGUCCACAACUGUAGGACCAUCAACAGGAACACCACAAUCAACAACACGAGUAUCAACAACUUCUCAUACGACUGGUUUGUCCACAACUACAGGACCACCACCAACAAAACCAACAACAGCUACACAAACCACUGGUGCGUCCACAACUGCAGGAACGUCAACGGGAACAGCACAAUCAACAGCACAAGUAUCAACAACUUCUCAUACCACUGGUUUGUCCACAACAACAGGACCACCACCAACACAACCAACAACAGCUACACAAACCACUGGUGCGUCCACAACUGCAGGACCAUCAACAAGAACACCACAAUCAACAACACAAGUAUCAACAACUUCUCAUACCACUGGUUUGUCCACAACAACAGGACCACCACCAACAAAACCAACAACAGCUACACAAACCACUGGUGCGUCCACAACUGUAGGACCAUCAACAGGAACACCACAAUCAACAACACGAGUAUCAACAACUUCUCAUACCACUGGUUUGUCCACAACAACAGGACCACCACCAACAAAACCAACAACAGCUACACAAACCACUGGUGUGUCCACAACUGUAGGACCAUCAACAGGAACACCACAAUCAACAACACAAGUAUCAACAACUUCUCAUACCACUGGUUUGUCCACAACAACAGGACCACCACCAACAAAACCAACAACAGCUACACAAACCACUGGUGUGUCCACAACUGUAGGACCAUCAACAGGAACACCACAAUCAACAACACAAGUAUCAACAACUUCUCAUACCACUGGUUUGUCCACAACAACAGGACCACCACCAACAAAACCAACAACAGCUACACAAACCACUGGUGUGUCCACAACUGCAGGAACGUCAACGGGAACACCACAAUCAACAACACAAGUAUCAACAACUUCUCAUACCACUGGUUUGUCCACAACAACAGGACCACCACCAACAAAACCAACAACAGCUACACAAACCACUGGUGCGUCUACAACUGCAGGACCAUCAACAAGAACAUCACAAUUAACAACACAAGUAUCAACAACUUCUCAUACCACUGGUUUGUCCACAACAACAGGACCACCAACAACACAACCAACAACAGCUACACAAACCACUGGUGCGUCCACAACUGCAGGACCAUCAACAGGAACACCACAAUCAACAACACAAGUAUCAACAACUUCUCAUCCCACUGGUUUGUCCACAACAACAGGACCACCACCAACAAAACCAACAACAGCUACACAAACCACUGGUGUGUCCACAACUGCAGGAACGUCAACGGGAACACCACAAUCAACAACACGAGUAUCAACAACUUCUCAUACCACUGGUUUGUCCACAACAACAGGACCACCACCAACAAAACCAACAACAGCUACACAAACCACUGGUGUGUCCACAACUGUAGGACCAUCAACAGGAACACCACAAUCAACAACACAAGUAUCAACAACUUCUCAUACCACUGGUUUGUCCACAACAACAGGACCACCACCAACAAAACCAACAACAGCUACACAAACCACUGGUGUGUCCACAACUGUAGGACCAUCAACAGGAACACCACAAUCAACAACACAAGUAUCAACAACUUCUCAUACCACUGGUUUGUCCACAACAACAGGACCACCACCAACAAAACCAACAACAGCUACACAAACCACUGGUGUGUCCACAACUGCAGGAACGUCAACGGGAACACCACAAUCAACAACACAAGUAUCAACAACUUCUCAUACCACUGGUUUGUCCACAACAACAGGACCACCACCAACAAAACCAACAACAGCUACACAAACCACUGGUGCGUCUACAACUGCAGGACCAUCAACAGGAACAUCACAAUUAACAACACAAGUAUCAACAACUUCUCAUACCACUGGUUUGUCCACAACAACAGGACCACCAACAACACAACCAACAACAGCUACACAAACCACUGGUGCGUCCACAACUGCAGGACCAUCAACAGGAACACCACAAUCAACAACACAAGUAUCAACAACUUCUCAUACCACUGGUUUGUCCACAACAACAGGACCACCACCAACAAAACCAACAACAGCUACACAAACCACUGGUGUGUCCACAACUGCAGGAACGUCAACGGGAACACCACAAUCAACAACACAAGUAUCAACAACUUCUCAUACCACUGGUUUGUCCACAACAACAGGACCACCAACAACACAACCAACAACAGCUACACAAACCACUGGUGCGUCCACAACUGCAGGACCAUCAACAGGAACACCACAAUCAACAACACAAGUAUCAACAACUUCUCAUACCACUGGUUUGUCCACAACAACAGGACCACCACCAACAAAACCAACAACAGCUACACAAACCACUGGUGCGUCCACAACUGCAGGACCAUCAACAGGAACAUCACAAUUAUCAACACAAGUAUCAACAACUUCUCAUACCACUGGUUUGUCCACAACAACAGGACCACCAACAACACAACCAACAACAGCUACACAAACCACUGGUGCGUCCACAACUGCAGGACCAUCAACAGGAACACCACAAUCAACAACACAAGUAUCAACAACUUCUCAUACCACUGGUUUGUCCACAACAACAGGACCACCACCAACAAAACCAACAACAGCUACACAAACCACUGGUGCGUCCACAACUGCAGGAACGUCAACAGGAACAGCACAAGCAACAACACAAGUAUCAACAACUUCUCAUACCACUGUUUUGUCCACAACAACAGGACCACCAACAACACAACCAACAUCAGCUACACAAACCACUGGUGCGUCCACAACUGCAGGACCAUCAACAGGAACACCACAAUCAACAACACAAGUAUCAACAACUUCUCAUACCACUGGUUUGUCCACAACAACAGGACCACCACCAACAAAACCAACAACAGCUACACAAACCACUGGUGCAUCCACAACUGCAGGAACGUCAACGGGAACACCACAAUCAACAACACAAGUAUCAACAACUUCUCAUACCACUGGUUUGUCCACAACUACAGGACCAUCAACAGGAACAACACAACCAACUACACAACUAACAAAAGAAACUGCUACUUCCACCAUUACUGCUACAACAUCAAAACCAUUAUCUACAACAGUGACAGAAACAUCAACAAAGUUUACAGUCUUCACACAAUUAACUAAAAGAACAUCUCCUUCCACUUUACAGCAAAUAACAAGUUGUCACUGCACAUUCGCAAAUGCAACAUUCCCUCCAGGGUCUAUCAUAUACAACCAAACUGAUAAAGCAGACUGGUGCUACACUGCUUACUGCAACUCAAGUUGUUUUGUUGAAGUAACGAAGAACCCGUGUUAUAAAACUACUACAGUUCCAGUUUCAACAGUUCCAAAAGAUUGUAAUGAUGUCAACCGAAAGAAUGGAGAAUCGUGGACUGAAGAAUGUAUGACGAAAACGUGCACAGGAGGGACGGUGACCUCCACCCCUGUACAGUGUGACACAAAUGAUGCCGUGGUACCUACGUGUGCUAAUGGACUAACACCUGAGAAAGUGUAUUACAACAAUGGCUGCUGCUCUAAAUAUGAAUGCCAAUGUAAAUGCAGUGGCUGGGGUGACCCUCACUACAAAACAUUUGAUGGAACAUAUUAUGCUUUCCAAGGAAACUGUUCCUAUGUUUUGGUCAAAGAAAUUGUUCCUAAAUAUGAUUUCAAUGUCCACGUUAAAAACUAUUACUGUAACACUGCAAAAAAUUUUGCUUGCCCGGAGUAUGUGAUUGUGAACUACAAAUCCUAUAAUAUCAAGAUGACAAGCUAUAGUGAGGAUAUUCAGGUCUAUGUCAAUAAUGAUGUAAAGAUCCCAACAUAUAGUAAUGAAGACUUUACCAUCACCACAUCUGGAAUGGCUGUGACUUUGAGCAUCCCUGAAAUUAAAGCAGAAAUUUUAGUUAAUCAUCAUGGUUUUGAGGUCAAACUUCCAUUCUCUCAAUUUAGUGGUAAUACAGAAGGACAGUGUGGGGUCUGUGACAACAACCCUGCAAAUGACUGCAGACGUCCCGAUGGACAAACGGACGAAUCAUGUGGGAAUAUGGCACAACUGUGGGCAGACAGCCCAGAAUGUCAAGCCUCUCCACAACCACCAUCUACAGGCUCCAGCUGCAAUGCACAAAACUGUGAACUCAUCAAAAGCGAUUUGUUCAAGAGUUGCCAUGCAGUGGUGCCCUAUCAAAGCUACUAUGACGCAUGUAAAUAUGACAUAUGCAACAAGAAAAGUGAAUCAAUGGCCUGUACCAGUCUGGAGGCCUAUGCACGGACGUGUGGUGAGGCGUCUAUCUGUAUUGACUGGAGAAACUCAACUGAACCUAAAGGACUCUGCGACUACAAGUGUCCCGAUCACAAAGUCUACAAGGCAUGUGGACCAAAGGUUGAAAAAACCUGCAGUACAAGAUACAACGAAAUGUUUGUGCACAAUGAGUGCCAAGAUCCAAAGUAUAUGGAAGGCUGUUUCUGUCCAGAUAACACAUAUCUACUUAGCUCAACGUCAGAUCAAUGUACAGCUAACUGCGAUUGCAUUGGCCCCGAUGGAUUAUCUAGACAGCCUGGGGAUUCAUGGACCAUCAACUGUACAACAUAUAGGUGUUCCAGUGAGAGCUUUGGUGUUGUGCAAGAGCCUGUUAAGUGUCCAGAAACAAAGCCCUGUGGCGAACAAUACAAAACAACUAUAACAAACUGCUGUCCAACAUGUGAAUGCAAUAUGGAGCUGUGUCUUAUGAAGAAAUGUGACAUUGGAUACGAGUUAGCAACAACUAAAUCUGAGGACAGCUGCUGUCCAGCCUGUGUGCCCAAAAAUGUCUGUGUUUACAAUGACAAUGAGUACAAGCCUGGUGUUGAAAUCCCAACAGAUUCAUGCAACUAUUGCACAUGUGGAAUGGACAAGAACCCACAGACUAACCUAAAUAUUAUGCAAUGUUCUCCAAUAAAAUGUGAACCCUGUGGAGAGGGCUUUGAAGAGGUAAAGGUUGAAGGAGAGUGUUGUGGAAAAUGUAAGCAAACAGGAUGUUUGUACAAAAACGCAAACAACGUCUCACAAAUUCUCAAGGUUGGAGAAAUACACAGUUCUGCAUGUGAGGAGGUGGUCUGCCAGGAGGUUGAUGGAGUGUAUUUGAUUGAAAAGUCAAUAAUGCAUUGCCCGGCCUUUAAUCCAGUUGAUUGUGUGCCGGGGACGGAGAGAAUGGAUGCAAAUGGAUGCUGCAAAAUCUGUGAUCGCAAAAACUGUGCAGUCGUAAGGACCACAGAGAAAGUGAGCGCAAAUGACUGCAUAUCCAUCGAUCCUAUAGAAAUGACGUCCUGCAGUGGCCAAUGUGGUACCAAGUCAAUGUAUUCAAUGGAGCAAGGCUCAAUAAUGCACGUCUGUUCUUGUUGCCGGGAGCUGAAAACUAGCAUUAAAGAAGUGAAGCUGAAGUGUCCAAAUAACAAAGUGAUCUCGCACAAAUACAUCCACAUUGACAGCUGUGAAUGCACUCCAACCAAGUGUGAGGAAUGAAGACCGGAUAACAGAUUAUUUCGCUAUCUAUCAGACCUUGCAUUGAAUAUUUCAGAUUUGAACAUGACUCUGUUACAAUUUAAAAAAAAUUAU